Molecule: messenger RNA, 2067 nt
Organism: Brienomyrus brachyistius
Lineage: Eukaryota; Metazoa; Chordata; Actinopteri; Osteoglossiformes; Mormyridae
Exons: 2
Coding region: 323-1216 (297 amino acids)
Source: RefSeq, a predicted model, not a curated record
UAGAGGAAUAACCCUAAUCCCAACAAUGACGACCUUAACCCCCACCCAGCCCUAACCUUAACUUUAAGUAACCAAACAAAAUACAAGACUUAUUACAGGUUUUUAUCAGAUUUGAAAUUUGGUCCCCACAACGUAAUAUAUACAUAACAUGCACACAGACACACACGUACACUUACACAAACAGACACACACACAGACACAGAUAGACACACAGACACACACACACUCCAGCUGAGACUGCUGACAAGUAUGCAGAACCCACACUGACACAUAUCAUUGAACGGCAGCAUUUUUCCGAAAAACACAUAAAUAACUAAACCAAAUGAUGAUGGGAGUAAAUGAACAAGCAGCAGAGUUGUGUGUGUUCAGUGUGCAUCAGGAUCAGUGCCGAGGUAAUCACUGCGGGCUCCUAGAGGGUGGCACGGCCCUAAGAGGCGCCCAGGAUCAGUGCCGAGGUAAUCACUGCGGGCUCUUAGAGGGUGGCACGGCCCUAAGAGGCGCCCAGGAUCAGUGCCGAGGUAAUCACUGCGGGCUCCUAGAGGGUGGCACGGCCCUAAGAGGCGCCCAGGAUCAGUGCCGAGGUAAUCACUGCGGGCUCUUAGAGGGUGGCACGGACCUAAGAGGCGCCCAGGAUCAGUGCCGAGGUAAUCACUGCGGGCUCUUAGAGGGUGGCACGGGCCUAAGAGGCGCCCAGGAUCAGUGCCGAGGUAAUCACUGCGGGCUCCUAGAGGGUGGCACGGCCCUAAGAGGCGCCCAGGAUCAGUGCCGAGGUAAUCACUGCGGGCUCUUAGAGGGUGGCACGGACCUAAGAGGCGCCCAGGAUCAGUGCCGAGGUAAUCACUGCGGGCUCUUAGAGGGUGGCACGGCCCUAAGAGGCGCCCAGGAUCAGUGCCGAGGUAAUCACUGCGGGCUCUUAGAGGGUGGCACGGGCCUAAGAGGCGCCCAGGAUCAGUGCCGAGGUAAUCACUGCGGGCUCUUAGAGGGUGGCACGGGCCUAAGAGGCGCCCAGGAUCAGUGCCGAGGUAAUCACUGCGGGCUCCUAGAGGGUGGCACUGGCCUAAGAGGCGCCCAGGAUCAGUGCCGAGGUAAUCACUGCGGGCUCCUAGAGGGUGGCACGGGCCUAAGAGGCGCCCAGGAUCAGUGCCGAGGUAAUCACUGCAGGCUCUUAGAGGGUGGCAUGAGGCCUAAGAGGGGCCCAGGAUCAGUGCCGAGGUAAUCACUGCCGGGCUCUUAGAGGGUGGCACGGGCCUAAGAGGCGCCCAGGAUCAGUGCCGAGGUAAUCACUGCGGGCUCCUAGAGGGUGGCACGGGCCUAACAGACCUCCAGGAUCUGCCAUGCAGAGCAACCGGCAACCUAAGAAUUAGCAGGGACAGAUUGACCUGUGGCCAAGGUCAUUCAUACUGCUCUCAGCGAGCCCUGAAACGCCAGACCGCCUUACUCAUCAGCGAGCAGUAUGAUCCUGGCCAGCUGCCAUCCCCCCACGAUGCCCUCUGCCCAGCAGAGUGCCCCCAGGGGAGAGACUGUGUAACAGCAGGCAGGUGACAGCACCGUGACAGAGAGGCAGCACAAACAGAUCCCAGGCCUUAGCGGGCCACACUAAGCUAGCCCCCAGGCAGGGAGCAGAUCCAAUAACAGAUGAGGCGUUAUGGGAUGCCAGUCGGCCGGGAACCGCCCCAAGGCCGCGGUGUUCCGUCACUUAGGAAACCAUCCUGCCGGGGCCUUCAUAUGUGGCUGCCUGCGCCGUUUUAGCCAGAUAACGUGCGUUUGUUUGUUUUCCUGCUGCUUUGCGAUCUGUGAAGCGGCCUGUCUCUUGCUAAAUGCAUGCUGACACCUUGCAGCAUGUGCAGAGAAAAAGCAGGGGUCGUGCGCAUUGGAAAGGAGGGGGGACAUAAGUGUCCUGGCCGAUGGGAACCUCACCUUUGUGCUGCUCUCCGCUGCCUGCGCUGCUCUCUGCUGUCUGUGCUGCUGUCCAUUAUUUGUGCUGCUCUCCGCUGCCUGCGCUGCUCUCCGCUGCCUGCGCACUCUCCGCUGCCUGCACACUCUCCACUGUCUGUGCUGCUCUCCAAU